AUGGCGAAUGCCCUCUUUGCGGCCUCGCACCCCGGCGCCGCCCUGCUCGGCGUCUCCGUCACAUUCGUCGUCGCCCUGCUUGGAUGGUGCAUUCUGUCCUACGUCUCGUCUCCGUUGCGAAAAUAUCCAGGUCCAUGGUUGGCAGGAUGGACGAACCUCUGGCGCUUUGCUUUGGUGGUGAGAAAACAAUAUCCGUGGACCAUCAAACGGCUGCAUGAAACGUAUGGUCCCGUCGUGCGUAUCGGCCCCAAUACGCUGGACCUUGAUCUGCCCGAACUCGCCAAGACCAUCUACGGAACCGAUGGGAAAUGGGUCAAGACGCGCUUCUACAACGUCAACAGCGCCCUUGUCGACGGCCGAAUAGUCUACAACAUCUUCAGCACGACCGACCGGGCGGAACAUGCGCGGAUGAAGCGUCCCGUCGCCAAGUUCUACAGCCCCGGUGCGGUGCUUGCGAUGGAACCGCUCGUCGACGCCGUCCUCUCCGAUCUUUGCCGUCACCUCGAAGCUCGAUUCAUCGACAACGGCAACGGCGACAAGGAAUGUGAUCUCGGGUCCUGGAUAGCCUUCUGCGCCUGGGAUGUCGUCGGCGCCACGACCUUUAGCGAAGAUUUUCGGUACAUGGCCGAGGGGUGCGACCACGACGAAACGAUGGCGAUUGCCGACAAAUCUAUCGAAUACCUCUCCUUGAUCGGGCAAAUUCCUUGGCUCGACUCCCUUCUCGACAAGAACCCGGUGGUCCGGCUUGGGCCUCCGAACCUGGCGAACGCGACGGCCAUCGCGGUCGAGCACAUCGCCCGGCGAACCCAAGGCAGGGACGCCAACUACGACCCCGAGGUGCCCGAUUAUCUGCAGCAUUAUCUCAAGGCGCAGCGGGAACGGCCCGAGGCGGUACGCGACGAAUUCGUCAUCCAGUACGUUCUCGUCAAUCUCGUCGCCGGCGCCGACACCACGGCCAACACCAUCCGUGCCAUUCUGUACUUUGCGCUCAGGAAUCGACCUGUCUGGGAGAGAUUGUGCGCCGAAGUGCGGAAGGCGCCCUGGGAGGGAAAGGUUGCGCCAUACAACGUUGCCAAGGGCCUGCCAUAUCUCGACGCAGUUGUCCGCGAGUCCAUUCGGCUGCACCCCGGAGUGUCCAUGCUUCUCGAGCGCCGCGUCCCGCCGUCCGGUCUCGUCCUCCCGGAUGGUAGCUUCGUCCCUCCCGGCACCGAGGUGGGCAUCAACCCGUACGUUGCUGGCCGCAACAAAUCCGUCUACGGCGACGACGCAGACGAGUUCCGUCCGGAGCGUUGGCUCCCAUCCGACGGAGAGACGGCGACGAGCCCGUCGUACGAGGCCCGCCUCAAGCGCUUCAACGCCGCCGACGUCGCCUUUGGUGGCGGUUCACACAUCUGCAUGGGGCGGCACUUUGCCUUUGUCGAGGUGUACAAGAUGGUCGCCACGCUUCUGAGACAUUACGAUAUUGCCUUGGCUGAUCCGACGAAGGAGUGGUGGGUGGCCGGUGUGUGGUUUCCACGACAGAGAGGCAUCAUCUGCAGGCUGCGCCGACGAGGUUCGGCCGAGUGA
Molecule: messenger RNA, 1566 nt
Organism: Drechmeria coniospora
Lineage: Eukaryota; Fungi; Ascomycota; Sordariomycetes; Hypocreales; Ophiocordycipitaceae
Exons: 6
Coding region: 1-1566 (521 amino acids)
Molecular function (GO): heme binding; iron ion binding; monooxygenase activity
Source: RefSeq, a predicted model, not a curated record